UCGGAUGUUGUGAAGUUCUGUCUUGUCGUGUCGUGUCUAGUAAAUAUUCCAAAGAUUUUUACCGCUAGGAUGAUCAUAUCAUUGAUCCUAUGAUAAUACAAUAUUUAUUGAAUCUAUUUGUUGUUGGUAGCAGUUGUUUUAGUGGUAUUUAUGGAGGCUUUUGUUCUUGAUACGUCACGUUUGGUUGGCGAUGUUAUCGCAUAUAUUGCUCAGCUCAAGAGCACAUUCCAGUCCACUGGUAACCCAAUUAAUGAUGAUGAUACUACACUACAGAAGUUAUGUGUCAAGUUUGAAACAAUCCUUAGGCAUGAACAAAAAGAAAAAUAUUCCAUGCUUGGAUACAGAAAAGAUUAUUGGAACUUCAUAGUAGAAUGUAUUCCUAAGGAUGAUGGUGUGAAAUACGUGCAGGCUGUCCCGCAGAUGAAGACAGCACAAGGUAAAGGAAGGUGUUUCAUUAGAUAUGCCUUGGCAGAGAAGACACUAGCAGAUACCGUGCAAAGACUCAUGGUCAACAAAAAUUCACUAAGCUCAUGGUACAGGCCAGAUGCUAUCUUUCGCAAUCCAUCUCUCUCAACUGCUCUAGUAAACAAACUAUAUGACUUGAACGAUGUGGAGUUUGAUUUGCCAAGUGCUGGGUAUGACCUGGAUAUAUCUUGGCCAGCAUUUUCAAGAAGAAGGAUAAGAGAUGGAAGUACUUCAGGAAGACGAAACAGUGUCAGCAGUAUGGCCAGUGUGGACUUCAGGAAUGAAAGGCAAGAUCCAUUGGUUGGGUUAGCAACCGAGAUAGCGUCUCUUGAAGAAUUUUUUAAUAGCGAGUUCUCCGAAGUAAAUCCAGGAAAGAACGACGCCUUUGAUAACGUUAGCAUAUCAGCAUCAAACCUCGAUACUCCUGCCGUAUCAGAACUAACGUUGAAAAUCUCUCAUAUCCAUCAGCAAGCACUGAAGUGGAGGUCUACAGUGAAUUCAACAAAGGCUGUGCUUUCUCAAGAGAUGAAAAAGGCACAGGACGACAAACAGUUUGCCAUUAGAGAAUCUGAACUCAAAACCAAACAAAUGAUGGAAAAAUUUUCGAAUUUAGCUAAAGUUAGCACUGAACAAUCUGAUAAGAAAUGUUCAGAACUUGCUGGAAAGUUGUCUGCAGCAGAGAAGGCUUUGCAAGAAAGAGAUUCAGAGCUAAAGCAGCUAAGGAAUGAAGUUCAUAAGUCUGUAGUCGAUUCGAGUACUGCACAGAAGUCGGCUAUUGAACUUGAAAAACAGCUAACGGCGUCUGAGCGAAAACGAAGCGAACUAGGAACAGAAAUGGAAAGUCUAAAGCAAAAACUAAAGUCGAAGGAGCAACUUGAGAUUGAGUUUGACUUAAAACAAAAACAACUUAAGGAAAGAAUGGGAAUACUUGAGUCAAAAGACAAUGAAUACAAAGAGAGUAUUUCAGAACUUCAAGGAAACCUACGAGCGAAAGAAGUCGCUCUACAAAGUAUACAAGAGUCGUUUGAAAAGCUGAACGGGAUGGUAUUUGGUUCUUUUGAGGAGCUUGAAACAGAAAUGAAACAAAGACUAGUUGAAAAAGAGAAAGGUUUGCAAAACCAAACCGAUGAAAACAGAAAACUAGAGCUAAACGUAGAUGAACUGCAAAAACAAAUUCGCGAGAAACGAACUAAAUUAUCCGAAACUAAAUCACAGCUAGAAGAUUUACAAAUGUCUUACAAAGAAAUUCAGAGUUCGAAUGAAAAGAUGGAAGAGCAGUUGAAAGAAAGGGAUGGACAGCUACAAGAAUGCGAAGGGUUCAUGAAGGAGUUGGGGGAAGUACUAAUGGAAGAAGAAAUAACCGAUAAUGAUACAAUAGAUGGUAUGGCAACAAAUAAUCAAGCUUACUUAAUAGAACGUUGCCGUAGUUUGUUUGAUCAAGUCCAAUCCCUUCAAGUACAAAUUGUCAACAUUUCAAAAAUGCUCAAAGAAGCUGAAGAAAGAUUCGAAAAGAAAGAACAGGAUGUCCAAGAGCGGAACGCACAGUUCGAAAGUCUGCAGGCUGCUAAGAAUAAAAUGUCCGAAGAAUUUGAUGUUUUGAAGUCCAACAAAGAUGACUUGGACACGGAAAAGGCCGUGAUCGAAGAGGAACUAAAAACAGCUUUAUCAUCGCUGGACGACAUGCAGUCAGAACUUUUACAAGCAAGACAGUCCAACACAGAACGAGAAAAUGAGCUGAAUGACUUACGUAACACCUUGACCAAACAGACCGACCUGACACAAGAAUACGAGCAACAAAUCAACAGUUUUAAAGACGAAUGUCAAGUCUUAAGAAAUACGAACGAGAAACUUCAGCUUGACUUAUCAAAAGCACAAGAUAAAGUCACUUUGUUUGAAUCUGAGAAUGUGGAUUUGAAAGAAGAGUUAAAUGUGUUAAAGCAAGACCUAAGGACUCAGACAGACGAGAAACUUGGCAUGGAGGAUGAAYUCGGCGUCGCUAAGCAACAGCUUGAGUCAGCCAAUGAAGGGAGGAUCCGUGCUGAGCAUGCGCAAGUCAAGGCACAGGAAGAGCUUCAAAACCUGCAAUGCAUGAUGGAACAGGAGGUCGCGGCUUUGAAAUUCCAGCUCAGUUCGGAAACCAUCAAGUAUGAAACCGAGAUCAAAGUUCUUUCGGAGCAAAGUCAAGAGAGUGCCAGGUACAAAGAUCGUUCAGUGGAGCAAGAGGAGGCUAUAGCUGAUCUAGAAACCAAGUUAAAAAUAAAAAGUGAUGAAUGGCAGAAUGAGAAGAGAAAAUAUGUGAAUGAAAUAAAGCACCUAAGACAUGAGGUCCAGUUGUUAAAGAACGCGUUAGAUGGCAAUAAACAAAAAAUAACGACAUUAGAAAACGAUCUCCUCCUCACAACCAAGCAACUGGACGAAGAACGAGCCAGACAGAAGGACAUGAAAAGAAAAAUAGUGGAAGCGAAUGAACAGAAAACGAAAGACCAAAAUGAAUUAAAAGGUCAAAUGAAAGACAUGGAGAAAGAUAUGCGAGAACUGAAGACUAAAAUCGUAACACUGACCAGAGAAAAGGCAGAAUUCUGGAAAAAAGCUGAUGAUCUUGAGCAUGAACUGAAAUUAAAGGCUUCAGACAGAUGGGUGGAGGACAGUGAAGUCAAGCAUUGUACGAACUGUAAGAGCGAGUUUUCGUUUCUGGUCAGAAAGCACCAUUGUCGGCUGUGUGGUCGCAUCUUCUGUCAUUCUUGUGUAAACAACUGGGUGAAGACUGCUCACAGCAGUAAACUAAAGCGAGUUUGUGACUACUGUCUUGCGAAUGACAAGCAGCUAAAGCCUCAGAAGGGACCCGGCAAGCGUCAGACUGACAGCGAAGAAGACCUUGACGAAACAAUGUCAGACAUCAGCAUCGGCGCCAGUCCAAGAAAGGGAACAAGAAGCUCGACAUUACAGAGUGUUAGCGAUGAAGACAUAGCGACUGCCAGUCAAACGAACAAAGACAAAACCGACCAGGAGAAAAAUUCUAAUGAAAAACCACGAGCAGCUUCAAGUCCAAUUCAAGAGGACAAGACAAAGGGCACUAAUGAAUCGAAGCCAUUAGAAAACAAUACAGCACAGAGUAGUAAUAGUAGUAGUGAAUAUUCAAGCUUUGCUACAGCAAGUACAGUUAGUAACCCUGCAUCUCCACGCGAGGGGGUAACGAGUCCUGUUGGUGAAGGAUUUGAAGUCAUUGACCCACACGAAGAGAUCAAUGAGGUGUUAGAAUCACGUGUAGUGAUCAGUGACACGGACUAUAAAGAAGACUUGUUGAUUCCCGCGGUCAAUGACGAGCAGGAUGUGUCCAGGGAGUUUAUUGUGUCGGCAGGGACUAGAUAUGUGCUGCCUGUCAUGGUGGCUACGCCAGGUGCUAUAUUAUGUUGGUCUUUUAGAACAGCCUACAAGAGCAUCAUCUUUGGUUUGGCGUACAAAGACAGUGAAAAACAAAAGGAUGAAAAUAUAGAGACUCUUUUUCCUUUAGCUCGGUACAGUUCAAACGUUAUACCAGUUGAGGGAGAAUGGAAAACAGCCUGUCAUGGAGUGUAUCUUCUCGUCUUCGAUAAUACUUAUUCACGGUUUACAUCGAAGCACUUGACAUGCCAUCUACACGUCAAGAGGAAGCCCUCCCUCUUACACCCGUCAUCUUAACCACAGAUAGCCGUGCUGUUUUUUAAAAUCCGUGUACAAAUCAUAUCUCACAAUAUGCUUAAAAAGCACCUUAUAAUAAUUGUGUAUCAAACUUAGAAAUUAUGGAAUUCGAAUAUUUAAAAUUAAUUGCAAUUUUUGUACAGAACCACCAAAAUUCACAUACCCAAAAUGUUCUAAAUGAAGGAGUAAAAGAACUUACUUUGCACUGGAUUGAUAUAACACAUCAAUCAAAUCUUUUGUAUGAUAUUCUGUCGCAUUUCGCUUUUUUGUUUUCUGUUGCCUUUCUAUUUCCUUUUUUUUAAAUGCAUAACUCAUUUCAUUACUGUAAGCUUAUAAUACAUAAACUGAGGGCUGCGCAAGUUCUACCUUAAAAGAUACAAGUGCAAGAUGGUUAUGCUCAUUUGUAGGGAAAGGGUAAAGUUAAGUAGUAGUCAUACA
Molecule: messenger RNA, 4581 nt
Organism: Actinia tenebrosa (Australian red waratah sea anemone)
Lineage: Eukaryota; Metazoa; Cnidaria; Anthozoa; Actiniaria; Actiniidae
Biological process (GO): plus-end-directed vesicle transport along microtubule; positive regulation of autophagosome maturation
Cellular component (GO): late endosome; lysosome; autophagosome
Molecular function (GO): metal ion binding
Source: RefSeq, a predicted model, not a curated record